This is a messenger RNA of Eimeria tenella, 579 nucleotides long. RefSeq names its product Gbp1p protein, putative. Gene Ontology annotation, cellular component: nucleus; cytoplasm. The record is from RefSeq and is a predicted model, not a curated record. The transcript is spliced from 4 exons. The coding region runs from base 1 to 579 and encodes 192 amino acids. Lineage: Eukaryota; Apicomplexa; Conoidasida; Eucoccidiorida; Eimeriidae. Gene Ontology annotation, molecular function: mRNA binding.
AUGAGCCAGGCCGGCGAGGUGGUCCGCGCGGAUGUCUUCGAGGACUACCAGGGCCGCAGCAAAGGCUGCGGCAUCGUCGUCUACAAGAGCGAGGAGGCGGCGCAGCGCGCCAUCAAGGAACUCACCGACACCGUCCUCCUCGAACGUCCAAUCUUCGUGCGGGAAGAUCGCGAAGAGGGAGGCGGCAGCGGCAGCAAGUUUUCGGGGGGCCGCGGUCGAGGGCGCGGGCGCGGGGGCUUCUCCGGCGGCCGCGGGGGCUACCAGGGCUCGCAGGGCUCUUCUUACCAGGGAGGCGGCCAGGGCAGCCAGGGAAGUUACCAGGGGGGCGGCGGGGGCCGUCAGAUCUUCGUGUCGAAUUUGCCGUGGAAGACUUCUUGGCACGAACUCAAGGAUCUGUUCCGCGAGUGCGGAGAAGUGAUCAGAGCGGAUGUGAUGGAAAUGCCCGGGGGCCGUUCGAAAGGCGUGGGCACAGUUUUGUUUGCUUCUCGAGAGAGCGCACAGAACGCAAUAGACACUUUUAACAAUUACGUGUUGGACGGGCGUCAGAUAUCUGUGCGUUUUGACCGGAAAGAAAUGUAA